GUCGUACCGGUCUGUGCGGCUUCGAGCAGUGGUGGGCAGGGCGCCUUUAUGAGGCGCGAGCGGAGAAGGCGGUGUGGAGCGUGGGUCUUACCUCCGCGUCCUUGUACGAGCCUGAUACCCGCCCCUCAUUCUCUAUAACGGGGUGUCACGUGAGCGCCUGCUGUCCCUGCAGCCCUGGACCUCGAGCGCGCUUCACAGCGGGGAAACUGAGGCUGGGAGUGAGACCGUCAGCCGAGGUCGCCCCGCUCUGGGGCCCCUCGGCCGCCACCCCCUCCCCGGGCUCCGCUCUGUGCACAGGGUCCCACGAUGGCGGCGGCGUGGAUGGCCCCUGCGCGGAUGCUGGUGACCUUCGACGACGUGGCCGUGACUUUUACCCAGGAGGAGUGGGGGCAGCUGGACCCGGCCCAGAGGACCCUGUACCAGGAGGUGAUGCUGGAAACCUGCAGGCUCCUGGUCUCUCUGGGCUGUCCUCUACCCAAACCAGAGCAGAUCUACCCACUGGAGCGGAGCCCAGAGUUAUGGACACUGCAGAGAGGCCUCUCCUCUAGCAACUGCCCAGGUGACAAUGUAAAACCUGAGACCACCGAGCCUUCCCCUUCCCACCUUGCCUUGUCUGAGGAAACCUCACCACGGGAGCAAAGGACUUCACGAGCCCCAGGGUACUUCCAGCUUGGGCAAGGCAAGAGUCAGGAUAGGCCAUCAGAAAUGCUGGAAGGCCAGUUGGAACCAGGAUCAGACCCCCUGAUGGAAAAGCUCCCUGGAAACCGGAAGCCCGAACAUGAUGGUUUAGGGACAGAUGAUAGUCUACACUCAAGGAUUGUACAGGAGCUGAUCCCUGCGGGACAUGUCCUCCAUGAACGUGACUCACGGGGACCACUGAAAGAUCCCUUGAUUCGUGAAGGGAGACGUCCCUAUAAGUGUGCAGAAUGCGGGAAAGUGUUUACCAAGAACUGCUUUCUUGUUCGACAUGAGCAGGUUCACACUGGAGUGAGGCCCUAUGAAUGCACCGAGUGCGGGAAAACUUUUAGCAAGAGCACACACCUCCUCCAGCACCACAUGAUCCACACGGGGGAGAGGCCCUACGAGUGCAUGGAGUGCGGGAAGGCCUUCAACCGCAGGUCGCACCUCACGAGGCACCAGCGGAUUCACACUGGGGAGAAGCCUUAUAAGUGCAGUGAGUGUGGAAAGGCCUUCACCCACCGCUCCAAUUUAGUCUUGCAUAACAGGAGCCACACUGGAGAGAAACCCUUUGUGUGCAAAGAAUGUGGAAAAGCCUUCCGAGAUAAGACAGGUUUCCUUCGACACUACAUCAUCCACACAGGAGAGAAGCCCUUCGAGUGCCUGGAGUGCGGGAAGGCCUUCAACCGCCGCUCACACCUCACGUGGCACCAGCAGAUUCACAGUGGAGUGAGGCCCUUUGAAUGCAACGAAUGUGGGAAAGCCUUUUGCGACAGCACAGACCUCAUUCAGCACUAUGUCAUCCACACGGGGGAGAAGCCCUACAAGUGCCUGGAGUGUGGGAAGGCCUUCUACCGCCGGUCACACCUCAAGCAGCACCAGCGGAGUCACACCGGCGAGAAGCCCUAUGUGUGCAGUGAGUGCGGAAAGGCCUUCACCCACUGCUCCACUUUCAUCUUGCACAAAAGGGCCCACACCGGAGAAAAACCCUACGAGUGCAAAGAAUGUGGGAAAGCCUUUAGCAAUCGGUCAGACCUCAUCCGACACUUCAGCAUCCACACUGAGGAGAAGCCCUAUGAGUGCAUGGAGUGCGGGAAGGCCUUCAACCGCCGCUCAUACCUCACGAGGCACCAGCGGAUUCACAGUGGAGAGAAGCCCUAUGAGUGCGUGCAGUGUGGCAAAGCCUUUUGCCAGAGGGCAAACCUCAUUCGACACGCCAUCAUCCACACCGGGGAGAAGCCCUAUGAGUGCAGUGAGUGUGGAAAGGCCUUCACCUACUGCUACACUUUCAUCUUGCACAAAAGGGCCCACAUUGGAGAAAAACCUUUUGAGUGCAAACAAUGUGGGAAAGCCUUUAGCACUAGGAAGGACCUCAUCCGACAUGUCAGCAUUCACGCCGGGGAGAAGCCCUUCGAGUGCUCUGAGUGUGGGAAGGCCUUCAACCGCCGCUCGGGGCUCACGAGGCACCAGCGGAUUCACAGUGGAGAGAAACCCUAUGAAUGUGUCGAGUGUGGGAAAUCCUUCUGCUGGAGCACAAGCCUCAUCCGACACUCCGUCAUCCACACCGGGGAGAAGCCCUAUGAAUGCAGCGAAUGUGGAAAGGCCUUCAGUCGUAGCUCCUCCCUCACUCAGCAUCAGAGGAUUCAUACUGGGAGACACCCCGUCAGUGGCAGUGCAGCAGAAGUGGGGAGACCCUUCACAAGUGGGCAGUCCUUGGUCACCCUCUAAGCGCUCCACAGGGGAAAGACUUUUAAAUGUAGCCACUGAGGAAACCUCUUAUUCAGAAUCCGAUCGUUCAUACCAAAGAGAAACCCU
Lynx canadensis (Canada lynx) is the source of this 2493-nucleotide messenger RNA. RefSeq names its product zinc finger protein 543-like. The record is from RefSeq and is a predicted model, not a curated record. The transcript is spliced from 4 exons. Bases 307 to 2406 code for a protein of 699 amino acids. Gene Ontology annotation, biological process: regulation of DNA-templated transcription. Lineage: Eukaryota; Metazoa; Chordata; Mammalia; Carnivora; Felidae.